Fusarium pseudograminearum CS3096 is the source of this 1470-nucleotide messenger RNA. RefSeq lists its product as uncharacterized. The transcript has a single exon. Gene Ontology annotation, molecular function: N,N-dimethylaniline monooxygenase activity; NADP binding; flavin adenine dinucleotide binding. Bases 1 to 1470 code for a protein of 489 amino acids. NCBI's taxonomy places the organism in Eukaryota, Fungi, Ascomycota, Sordariomycetes, Hypocreales, Nectriaceae. The record is from RefSeq and is a predicted model, not a curated record.
AUGGAGCAACACACAAACAACACAAAGUCAUUUGAUGUUAUCAUCAUCGGCGCUGGUAUUUCUGGCAUCAACGCAGCAUACCGUCUCCAAACAGAAGGCCCUUCAAAUCUCACCUACGCCAUCAUUGAAGGUCGAGACUCUAUCGGCGGUACCUGGGAUCUGUUCAAGUACCCUGGUAUCCGAUCAGACUCUGACAUUUUCACAUUUGGCUUCCCCUGGAGUCCCUGGAAACGCAAUGACUCUUUAGCCCCGGGCGAUGAGAUCAAGAAUUACAUGAUCGAAUCAGCUCGCUCGGCUGGCAUAGAUCAUCACAUCUGUUACAACCAUGCCGUCAAGACCGCCAACUGGUCUACUAGCGACAAGAAAUGGAACCUCGAAGUGUUUCGAAGUGGUGAUGAGAAGCCUACUUCUUUCCAAGCUAGAUUCUUGCUUCUCGGAACGGGUUACUACGACUACCAGACACCUUUGCAGGCUGUCAUUCCUGGAAUUGAGCGGUUUCAAGGCAAAGUUAUCCACCCUCAGUUCUGGCCUGAAGACUACGACUACACCAACAAGAACGUCGUAGUCAUCGGGAGCGGCGCCACGGCCGUCACCAUCGUCCCAUCUGUUGCAGAUAAGGUUAAGCGAGUCACUAUGCUUCAGAGAAGUCCCAGUUACAUCUUCCCUCUUCCUUCUAGCAGCUUCUUCACACGCCUUCUCUUCACCAUCCUCCCAGCUAGCAUCGCCCUUUUCAUCAACCGUCUUCUGUGGCUAGUCAGGAGCUAUCUCACCACAAUCAUGUGCAAAUCCUGCCCUGGCCUAGCCAAGAAGAUCAUCAAGCACGUCACCAUCAAGCAACUCCCUCCAAACGUCAAGUGGGAUCCUCACUUCAAGCCCCGCUACAACCCAUGGGAGCAACGCUUCUGCGCCUCCCUGGACGGCGAUUUCUUCGCUGCCAUUCGUUCUGGAAAGGCAGAUGUGGUGACCGAUACGAUCAAGACCGUCACGGAGAAGAGCAUCGAGCUUGAGUCUGGGGAUGUGUUACAUCCUGAUUUGAUCGUGACAGCGACGGGUCUCAAGGUUCGUUUUGGAGGCGGCAUCAAGUUUAGCAUGGAUGGCAGUGAGUUCAACGUGUCUGAUAAGUUUGCCUGGAAGGCUGCCAUGCUCGAGGAUGUGCCCAACUUGCUUUUCAUGACGGGAUACGAGAAUGCAUCGUGGACUUUGGGUGCCGACGUCAGCGCUCGACUGUGUGUGCGUAUUCUGCGCAAGAUGGAACAAACAAAGGCUGUUGCUGUGAUUCCACGUCUGACUUCUUCAGAGGGUAUGCCCGUGAAGCCAAUGAUGAGCCUCUCUUCAACAUACCUGAAGAACGCUGGCUCAGUGUUUCCCAAAGGUGGCACAGGUUUGUGGAGUCCCAAGUCUAAUUACUUUUCGGAUAUGGCUGGUGCGAAAUGGGGUGAUAUCACUUCAGGGCUGGAGUAUGUUUCAUAG